AACAGGGGGCAGCAGAGAGCUUUUGAAACCACAGAACAAGACGGGUGGUCCCGUGACUUUUUAAGGGAAAGCCGCUGAGCAUCUCAGAACCGGCUGUCCGAACCUGAGUUUUUCGGUCCGGGUAGAGACGCGGCAAGUACCCGGAACCGCUCGCUCUUAGGCUGCAGGUGACGUGGUUCUGUUUGUGUUGACAGAAAAGAACCGACUUGGUUCCGUCCAGACAAGACGACGACAGAAAGGAAGGUGAGUCCUCUCCAGGGAUGGGGGGGCCGGUCUCUGCUGGUCUUCCUGCGCUGCUGCUGCUCCUGUUCCUGCUGACCAAUGCAUCAGAGUCCAGCGUGUGUCUGACCGCGCCAGAGUCGAUCACCCUGCAGGAAAACUCGACUGGCUCCAUCACCCUUACCUCCAGUUCAGCUCUGAACAGCUCAGCCGUCAUUCACCUGAAUGUGACCUACAGCUCCAAGCAGAACUUCUCCUCCAUCAUCACUCUUCCUGACCAGCUGCUGCUACCUGCUGGGUCCACAUCGCUCACCUUCAAUGUGACGGCACAUGAAGUUGGUCAGGUAACCUCUUACCUACUCAGCAAUAGCACAAGCCUCCCCAGCUGGUCUGUGCGGAUCCGCUUCAUGGUGAUCCACAGCAAUGUUCUGUCUGUGCUGAGUCAUGUGAUCGGCUGGAUCUACUUCGUGGCCUGGUCUGUGUCCUUCUACCCUCAGGCCUGGGAGAACUGGAGGAGGAAGAGUGUCGUAGGUCUCAACUUUGACUUCCUGGCUCUGAACCUGACCGGCUUCAUCGCCUACAGCGUCUUUAACAUCGGCCUCUUCUGGGUUCCGUAUGUUCAGGAGGAGUUUCUAAAGACCAACCCCAAUGGGAUCAACCCCGUCAACGCCAACGACGUCUUCUUCAGCAUCCACGCUUUUCUGCUCUGCGCGGUCUACGUCUGCCAGGCCGCCAUCUACGACAGGGGGGACCAAAAGGUCUCCUGGACGGCAUUGCUGCUGCUGCUGAUUGGGUGGACAUUCGCCUUAAUCAGCCUCUUUCUGGCUAUAGCCAAGCAGAUCACCUGGCUGGAUUACCUCUACUACUUCUCCUACAUUAAGCUAGGAGUCACUCUGGUCAAGUACAUCCCACAGGCGUACAUGAACUACAGGAGGAAGAGCACAGAGGGCUGGAGCAUUGGAAACGUCCUGCUGGACUUCACAGGAGGAGUCCUGAGCAUCCUGCAGAUGAUUGUGCAGUCCUACAACAAUGAUGAGUGGCGGCUCAUAUUCGGGGACCCAACAAAGUUCGGCCUGGGUCUGUUCUCCGUGGUGUUUGACAUCAUCUUCAUCACACAGCAUUACUGCCUCUACAGGAUACCGCGGGACUAUGAAGCAGUUCCAAAUCAAGGGGACCAGUGAUGCAUCCAGAACCCAGGAUCUCUGUUGACUUGAAUAUCAUUUGUCCCGGGGGCAGGGCCAGUAGAACCGCAGGUUUCUGCGAGCUCUCUGAGACUUUUUUGAGGAUAAAUCAGAUCUUUCACGAACUGGAUUCAGUUCAAAUGCACUUUAAUAAAAAGGGAGAAGCUUUAA
Messenger RNA from Oryzias melastigma (Indian medaka), 1571 nucleotides. RefSeq names its product cystinosin, lysosomal cystine transporter (gene ctns). The transcript has 11 exons. Lineage: Eukaryota; Metazoa; Chordata; Actinopteri; Beloniformes; Adrianichthyidae. The record is from RefSeq and is a predicted model, not a curated record. Gene Ontology annotation, biological process: L-cystine transport. Gene Ontology annotation, molecular function: L-cystine transmembrane transporter activity. Gene Ontology annotation, cellular component: lysosomal membrane. The coding region runs from base 261 to 1400 and encodes 379 amino acids.